AUGCCAAUGUACCAGAGUGCCAAGGUACCAGGAUGCCAGUGUACCAGAGUGCCAAGGUGCCAAUGUACCAGGAUGCCAAAGUACCAGAGUGCCAAGGUACCAAGAUGCCAAUGUACUAGAGUGCCAAGUACCAGGAAGCCAAAGUACCAGAGUGCCAAAUACCAGGAUUCCAAGGUACCAGAGUGCCAAUGUACCAGGAUGCCAAUGUAUCAGAGUACCAAGAUGCCAAGAUACCAGGAUGCCAGUGUACUAGAGUGCCAAGUACCAGGAUGCCAAUGUCCCAGAGUGCCAAGGUACCAGGCUGUCAUGAUGCCAGAGUGCCACGGUGCCAGGGCGUUGGAGUGCCCGCCUGAGAGUCUGAGACGUCGUGGCUGGCGAUGA
Messenger RNA from Penaeus indicus, 381 nucleotides. Its product is annotated as small proline-rich protein 3-like. Lineage: Eukaryota; Metazoa; Arthropoda; Malacostraca; Decapoda; Penaeidae. Bases 1 to 381 code for a protein of 126 amino acids. The transcript has a single exon. The record is from RefSeq and is a predicted model, not a curated record.